AGAUGAUCGACAGCUUUCUGUGCUUCUAGGAACUCAAUGUAUAAAGCACCAGAAUGACUAUGGACCCCAGGGACCUAGUAAAAGUACCAAUCAGCUGCUAGAAACCAAGGUGAUAUAUGUAGUCAUAGGGCAGGGGCACCGUAGCCUUGCCAAGAAACCUCUCUAUAGUACCCACAACCUCAGAGAACAGAUGGAUUCUACUAACAUGUUAGGUAGCCCAAUGGGUGUGGGCAGUAACUCAAUGGUAGGAUCACCCCCUGAUAUGAAACCAGAUAUUUCUGGCCUCAACUCACCUACCAGCACAGUUCCAAACCAUAUGGUACAGGGCUUCUUCUCUAUGGGCCGCCCACCAAUGUCAAUGCAGGGGAUGAUGCCUCAACAGAUGUCACCAACAGGGAUGAUGCACAGCACGCAGAUGAUGAACAUGCAACAGCAGCAGCAGCAGAUGCACUCUCCAACAGAAUCGAUGACAUCCCCCACAACAUCUAUGACCUCGCCUAGUUCCUCCAUGGCCUCUCCCCAUCACAUGCCACACUCGUCAUUGCCAAAUAAACACAUCUGUGCCAUCUGUGGAGACAGGGCCUCAGGAAAGCACUAUGGAGUAUACAGUUGCGAGGGUUGCAAAGGAUUCUUCAAGAGAACAGUACGGAAAGAUUUGACAUAUGCCUGUCGUGAUGAACGCAAUUGUAUAAUUGACAAACGACAGAGGAACAGAUGUCAAUACUGUCGUUACAUGAAAUGUCUUGCCAUGGGCAUGAAAAGAGAAGCUGUCCAAGAGGAGAGGCAGAGGUGCAAGGAACGUGGAGAGAAUGAGGUUGAGAGCACAAGUAACGCCAAUGCUGAGAUGCCAGUAGAGCGUAUCCUGGAGGCUGAACUGUCUGUGGAACCCAAAACAGACACAUAUAUUGACACACAGAAAGAUGCUGUAACAAAUAUCUGCCAGGCAGCUGACAAGCAGCUAUUUACACUGGUAGACUGGGCCAAACGUAUCCCACACUUUGUAGAACUACCAGUAGAUGAUCAGGUUAUCCUUCUCAGAGCAGGAUGGAAUGAAUUAUUGAUUGCUGCAUUUUCGCAUCGCUCCAUCGCAGUUAAAGAUGGCAUCUUGCUGGCAACUGGUCUUCAUGUGCAUCGUAGCAGUGCCCACCAGGCAGGCGUGGGAACUAUAUUUGAUAGAGUUCUCACAGAGCUGGUUGCUAAAAUGCGCGAGAUGAAGAUGGAUAAGACUGAACUAGGAUGUCUCCGAGCCAUCGUUCUAUAUAACCCAGAUGCUAAAGGACUUUCCGCUGUCCCAGAUAUUGAGGCCUUACGUGAAAAAGUCUAUGCUUCAUUGGAAGAAUAUUGCAAGACGCAAUAUCCAGAUGAACCAGGACGAUUCGCUAAACUGUUGCUACGGUUACCAGCACUACGUAGUAUAGGCUUAAAAUGCCUGGAACAUUUAUUCUUUUUCAAACUCAUCGGGGACACUCCGAUAGACACUUUCCUGAUGGAAAUGCUUGAAAAUCCAAGUCCCAAUACCUAACUUCCUUGCAGUGUAAUCCAGCGGAUUUUCAUGAAAAGAAAAAUGAACUUUAAGUUGAGCAGUACUAUAUAUUGAAGCUAAAAGCUGAUGACUGCACAGAGAUGUAUAGGUGUUUGUACAAAAUGUUACAGAGAGAGACAGAGAGAACGUGAUGUUGACAGGUGUACAGUUUCACAGGAGACCUUUGUGCAGUGUUUGCAUGUUUGCAUGUAGAUAUCAGGUCAUGUCUCAAGUGGUCCACAUUGGACAAACUGAACAUUGUUACAUUGCGUCGAAGACCCCUCCACAGCAUUAUGAAAACUCCUCGGUGAUUAGAAUUGAAGUAUUUAUGAAGAAGGCAAGCUCACAUUAUAAACUCAAAUUACUCUAUAUUCAGGGUAUGUAGUAAAUGCGCAUUCUUGAAUGUAAAAUUUCAAGAUAGGUGGCAGCUGUGAUGCUGAAUGUAAAUACAGAGUCCUCUAUUAGUUGAUAGCUGAAUGAAUCCAAUAUUUUAUAUUGUAUUUUAGUUGUAUUAAAAUUUGCACAUUUUGUUGACACUCAUGUGCAUCUAAAGUUCUAAUUGUACUAGUUGUACUAGCUAGCCUAGCUAGAAACUAGUUAAGGAAUACCUAGAUAUUUUAGAAGAAUGUAAUAACAUUCUUGACUCACUGGUGGUAGACAGACAGAAAAGUGCUAUGGAUUAUAUUGGUGUGGUCGUGUGGAAAGAUACCAAAGACAGCACUGCAUUAAUGCAAUUUUAGGCACAUUAGUUGAAAUAUAAACAACAAUAUGAUAGUGCUCGGACCGGUAAUGAAAAGUGGUGCCGGUAUUACCGUAUGUCAUUACCGAUAUUUACCGACUAUAUAGCAAGUAUUUUGAAAAAGGCUAAAAAAA
Molecule: messenger RNA, 2395 nt
Organism: Owenia fusiformis
Lineage: Eukaryota; Metazoa; Annelida; Polychaeta; Sabellida; Oweniidae
Source: the annotation of a GenBank genome assembly